This is a messenger RNA of Plodia interpunctella (Indianmeal moth), 1801 nucleotides long. RefSeq names its product zinc finger protein 41-like. Bases 140 to 934 code for a protein of 264 amino acids. Gene Ontology annotation, biological process: epidermal cell differentiation; regulation of transcription by RNA polymerase II. Gene Ontology annotation, molecular function: zinc ion binding; DNA-binding transcription factor activity, RNA polymerase II-specific; RNA polymerase II cis-regulatory region sequence-specific DNA binding. The record is from RefSeq and is a predicted model, not a curated record. Lineage: Eukaryota; Metazoa; Arthropoda; Insecta; Lepidoptera; Pyralidae. The transcript has 6 exons. Gene Ontology annotation, cellular component: nucleus.
GACAACAAGUCUGACAGCAACAUGGUCAAAGCCAAAACCUAUCAUAAUAAAUUUAUUGUGAUUUGUUUUUGUGCCUAUGCUGUAAUUUGUACCUACCUACUAAUAAUUAAUUGAAAUUUCAUAUCAUAUCACAUAGAAAAUGGAAGCUCUGAUAUUAUUUUAUGAAAAAUGUAGACUGUGUCUCGAUAGAGCUGGAACUCAACACAUAUUUCAAGAGGAUGGAUUGGAACAAGACAUUUUAUCGUACACUGGAAUCAAAGUUAAACAAUCGGACAACUUGCCACAGAAAAUUUGUUCCAAAUGUUUUAAGAUCAUAAAUAUUGCAAAAGAACUGAGAAUACUCGCCACAAAGAAUGAUACACAUCUGAAAUCUCUGUUUGGUGGCAACUCCUUUGAUAACAAUGAGGAUUCUGAUGAUGAUGAUGAUAAUGAAUCAGACAGACUUGUGAUUGUUGAAUCACCAAAUGAAACAAUGCAGGAAAAAGACCAAAAUAAAGAAAAAGAAAAGGAAUCAUCUAAGAAAACUGAACAAGUCAUCAAAGUACGAAUGGAUUUGUUUGAAUCUCAGACAGUGACAUCUUCUACCAAGGCACAAGAUAAAAAGUCAAAACUUUCACAAACUACAAAUUUAAAAAGGAAGAGUGAUUUUAAGGACAAUGAGGAAUUAAAAUGUGAAAUUUGUGACAAAGUUUUUGACAAAUGGAAAAAGUUGUACUUGCAUCGCCGUUUCCACAACAAGACAGUUGUGUGCCCCCUGGACUGCGGGAAGAAGUUUGCCACUAAAGGAGACUUGGAGAGGCACCUCAGGAUACACACUGGAGUCAAACCCUACCAUUGCUCUGUCUGCAGUCAAAGCUUCACACAGAAUAGCACUUUGAAAUCCCAUAUGAAAACUGUCCAUAAAGAUUUAGUAGAUAGCCAACAGUCGACAUAGCCUACACAACUACAUUAAAACUACUAUGUAUUAAAAAUAACGUCCCCACUGCUGGGGCACUGGCCUUCUUUAUGGACCAGAAGGGAGGAUUGGCCAUGACCCACCGUGCAAGCCCAAUGUGGAUCUGUGAGACAGAGUCGACUAUCAGUGUAUAGUAUUUUGGGCCCCACGUUGGGCGCCAAUGAUAGUGAACUUGAUAAAUUCUGUAUGUAAAACAAAAUCAAGUAUGUAUUGAAACAUCUAUUAAGACAAUUCUCACAAUAAUCAAGAGAGUAUCCUAGUUGUUUCCUUCCACAAUGCACAUGAAAGGAAAUUACAAUACAAUAUUACAUAUUUUAUAUUUAUUUACAAUCCUUUUUGGAACACUUUCUUGUUCGUAAAAUUGAGAUGACCCAAGAUAUAAAUAUAUCAUAUGUUAUGUACAUAUACUAGCUUAGGCUAAGGAAUACAAAUAUACGCAAUAAUAUACUGUCAUAUCUACUGUUUGUACUCAGUACAUUUAUUAACUUGAUUUUGAAGCAGACUUUGUAGUUUUAGAUUCUUUGUAAUGAAACCUACAAAUCAAAAUCUUUGUACCAAUAGCAAAUCUUUGAGCUAUAGUCAGAUAUUGUAGGAAAUUUUAAUGCUAAAAUGGAUUUGUACCAAUAAAAUGCUUAAGGUAAUUUAUUUGUUGUCGAUAAAUUUUAGCGAUUAUAUUGUAAUAUAUUCUGCCAAAAGAAAUGUGUUUCAAGGCGAGGUAGUCCAAGAAAUGUACUGUACAUGUAUGUGAUUGUUUUGUAUAUGAUUGAUAUGUAGUAUUUAUUUACAUUCAUAUUGAACUAUCCCCAAGUACAUAACUUGUUUAUAUUAAAAGAAAACUACAAAAUA